AUGAAGACAACUUUCAAGACUCGAGAUGGCUUGUAUGAGUGGAUGGUCAUGCCAUUUGACAUUUCCAAUGCCCUUAGCACAUUCAUGUGGAUUAUGAAUCAGGUAUUGAGGCCUUUUGUGACUAAGUUUGUGGUUGUUUACUUUGAUGAUAUACUGAUUUAUAACAAGAUAGAAGAGGAGCACUUGUUGCAUCUGCGGGUUGUCUUGGCAGUUUUUUCAGAGGGAGUUCAUGUGGAUGAAGACAAGGUUAGGGCAAUUAGAGAGUGGAAAGCUCCUAAAAAUGUGAGUGAGGUUCACAGUUUUCAUGGACUUGCUACAUUUUAUGGGAGGUUUAUCAAAAAUUUCAGCACUAUCGCCAACCCUAUUAUUGAGUGCUCGAAGAAGGUGUUAGCAUUGCCUAGCUUUGAGAAGCCAUUUGAGGUGGAGUGUGAUGCAAGUGGUACAGGGAUUGGAGUUGUGGAGAGUGGGCAUCCAAGGUGGACUGCAUUUUUGCAGAAGUUUCCAUUUGUGAUCAAACACAAAUCUGGAGCUUUCAAUCGUGUGGCUGAUGCGUUGAGUAGGCGAGCAACAUUGUUGGUUUUAGUUAGCCAUAAAGUGGUUGGGUUUGAGAUGCUGAAGGAGUUAUAUACAGAGGAUAAUGAUCUUAAGGAGAUUUGGGAGAGAUGUCAAAUGAGGCAGAAUUCUAUGGGGGAUUUUUACAUUCAUGAAGGUUAUCUAUUCUUUACUAAUAGACUUUGUAUCCCCCGCACAUCUUUGCGUGAGAAGCUGAUUAAAGAAUUGCAUAGAGGUGGUCUUAGUGGGCACUUGGGUAGAGACAAGACCAUGACCAGUGUGGAGAAGAGGUUUUCAACGAUGGUACAUUUUCUACCUUGUAGGAAGACAUUGGAUGCAUCCCACAUUGCACGGUUGUUUUUCACAGAAAUUAAGCGGCUUGAUACAUCUUUGAACUUUAGUAGCACUGCACAUCCUCAGACUGAUGGGCAGACAGAGGUGGUGAACAGGUCACUAGGCAUCCUAAUUUGUAGUAUUUGUGGUGAUAGACCAAAGCAGUGGGAUAAUGCCAUUGCUCAGGUAGAGUUUGCUUAUAACAAUGUUGUCCAUAGUGCUACUGGUAAGUCUCCAUUUUCACUAAUUUACACACAGGUUCCUAGACAUGUCGUGGACUUAGUGGGGCUUCCAGAUGCUCCUGGAGUUAGUGUGCCUGCAGGUAGUUUUGCUAAGGAUUCUCAGGCCAUUCAAGCUGAGGUCAAGAAAAAGUUAGAGGCGACUAAUGCAAAGUAUAAGGCUGCUGCAGAUAAGCACAAGCGUGCUAAAUUGUUUCAAGAGGGUGAUACGGUUAUGAUGUUCUUGCGGAAUGAGCGUUUUCCAGUAGGCACCUACAACAAAUUGAAGUUUAAGAAGUAUGGCCCUUUUAAGGUUUUGAAGAAGAUCAAUGACAAUGCUUAUGUGAUAGACCUACCAAUUCAUAUGGAGUGUUGUUGA
Tripterygium wilfordii is the source of this 1482-nucleotide messenger RNA. RefSeq lists its product as uncharacterized. The record is from RefSeq and is a predicted model, not a curated record. Bases 1 to 1482 code for a protein of 493 amino acids. Gene Ontology annotation, molecular function: nucleic acid binding. NCBI's taxonomy places the organism in Eukaryota, Viridiplantae, Streptophyta, Magnoliopsida, Celastrales, Celastraceae. The transcript is spliced from 6 exons.